AUGCCCCUCCACCCCCCCCCCCCUCGCGCGCGCGCUCUCAUACGCAGCGUGCCCCAUCCGUCCGCCUCGCCAGCCGCGCGCGCGGCCCCAUCCAUCGCUCGCGGGAGCGCGCGGAUGCCGUCGGACGCCCUGAUGCCUCCUGCUGCUGUCCGCCCUCCGCCGCGCUCGCUCGCCCACGGCGCCCCCACCCCCACAAGAAUAAACACCGCGCGGCACCGCGUCGCAGGAACCGCGGCACGCCCAGGAUAUGGCAACCGUCGUGUGCGCACGCCGUAUAAAUACCCGCUGCGCCCCCACACCCGCACAGCGCUGUGGAGAGCACCGGCUCUGCCCCCAGAGGCCAACGUUCCCACCCCAUCCGAUACAUAUAACACGGCCACGCCUCAAAGACGCGGAGCACCCAUCCAAGCCAGGUACGUCGCGAUUCCGGUAUUUUAA
Heterobasidion irregulare TC 32-1 is the source of this 438-nucleotide messenger RNA. RefSeq lists its product as uncharacterized. The record is from RefSeq and is a predicted model, not a curated record. The coding region runs from base 1 to 438 and encodes 145 amino acids. NCBI's taxonomy places the organism in Eukaryota, Fungi, Basidiomycota, Agaricomycetes, Russulales, Bondarzewiaceae. The transcript has 3 exons.